CGUUAGCAGGUGCAUCAGUUGACAAUCCUGGACCGAGACCAGGCACCUGAGAUGAUCGUGCUACAGGCUGGUGCCUCGUCCUGUGGGUGGAAGAUUCCUUCUCCAAAAAGAUUACAUUCUAACUGUUGGCAUUUGAGGAGACUCCAGAGAGAGAAAAGGAAAGGAACAUAGGCAUAGACAUGCUUCUGCGGCCUCUUGGAGCAGGCUACCAGGAUGGCCAUGGGUGUGCGGGAACAGUAUGAGCCUGUGGCUGAGAUUGGCAUCGGGGCCUAUGGCACUGUCUUCAAGGCCCGUGACCUGCAGAGCGGCAAAUUUGUGGCCCUCAAGAACGUGCGGGUGCAGAACAGCGAGAACGGGUUGCCGCUGUCGACGGUCCGCGAAGUAGCCCUGCUGAAACGCCUGGAGCACUUCGACCAUCCCAACAUUGUGCGGCUAAUGGAUGUGUGCACGACAACACGGACCGAACGCGAGACCAAAGUGACGCUCGUCUUUGAGCACGUGGAUCAGGAUCUGAAAGCGUAUUUGGAAAAAACACCACCUCCUGGAGUACCUGUGGAGGUAAUCAAGGACAUGAUGCAUCAAUUCUUGAGUGGCUUGGAUUUCUUGCAUUCAAACUGCAUUGUCCAUCGUGACCUCAAGCCAGAGAAUAUCCUCGUGACCAGCUCUGGUCAAGUCAAGCUGGCUGACUUUGGCCUGGCUCGGAUCUACAGCUGCCAGAUGGCUCUGACACCACUGGUUGUCACCCUCUGGUACCGUGCUCCAGAAGUGCUGCUGCAGUCCACCUACGCUACCCCUGUGGAUUUGUGGAGCGUCGGCUGCAUCUUCGCAGAGAUGUUUCGAAGGAAGCCUCUCUUCUGUGGCAACUCCGAAGCUGAUCAGCUGGGCAAGAUCUUUGAUCUGAUUGGGCUCCCCUCUGAGGAGGACUGGCCGCUGGAUGUGUCUCUGCCACGCUGCGCCUUUGCUGCCCGCUCCCCGCAGCCCGUUGAGAAGUUUGUGCCAGAAAUAGAACCCUCGGGGGCUCAGCUGCUUCUGGAAAUGCUGACAUUCAACCCAUUCAAACGUAUCUCUGCCUUCAAAGCGCUGCAUCACCAGUACUUUCAGGACAAGAGCGCAGGUGAAGGGUAGCAUCCCAGCACAUCCCUUGCGUGGGGGGAGGGAAAAGACUAUAUAAAAGACUUUGCGUGUGUAUGAGGAUAAUUUGCACCCCACCAAGAGGCUGCCAUCAAACCAGUCUCCCAAGUCCUCCUGGCUGUGCUGGGAUUGAAAGGGCAAGGGAGGGAACGGAGCCAUCGCCACAUGCAGGAAGAACAUGAAGAAGGUGCAUGUUGCAGCAAGUCCCAACGUUGAACUCCUUCCCACCUUGGAAAUGCUAGGACUCUAGUGGUGUCUCUGUGCAACCAUGCACACACAUUCUAUGUUCCUGGGUUGAUCCCCAGAGGUGUUCUUGAAGGUCAGUUUGUGUUUGGGAGAGCCCAGCUUUGAGGCAUCUCGCUCAGUCGUCUGUGGGUUCUUUGCCAAAGGUCUCUCUUUGAUCACCUUUUUUAAAAAAUUAUUUUUUAAUAACAGUUUACACACAAUAAUGUUGCUGCCUUAUCACCACCUUGUGGCUAACAGUUUGACACUAAAGCCUCGCCUUAGCUUGUUACAGAGCUCCAUGAAAAUUGGAGCAAAGGAUAUUUUUGUAUAAGUAUUCACAAUUCAUUUUUUGUUUUGAAUUGCCAAGACACUGGUCAGGACAGACCUAAGUUAUUGGAUAUCUUGCCAUGGGAGAGCUGCUCAGAUGGAGAUCAGUUGCAUCUGUUUGAUUCUAGUCACUGAUGUGAAACUUUAAAAAGAAAAUCCUUCUAAAAAUGAUAAAAUUUCAAUAAAGAAUGUGGGUGGGGGAGCCAGACAAGUAUGGCCUGGUCUUUCCCCUUUUCUUGUCCCUUGAAAAUGUCUCGUGUUGUGAUUAGUAUUAGUAAAUGCUACAAGAAGUCUG
Elgaria multicarinata webbii is the source of this 1978-nucleotide messenger RNA. It is a transcript of the gene CDK4, whose product is annotated as cyclin dependent kinase 4. Gene Ontology annotation, biological process: G1/S transition of mitotic cell cycle; regulation of G2/M transition of mitotic cell cycle; signal transduction. Gene Ontology annotation, molecular function: ATP binding; cyclin binding; cyclin-dependent protein serine/threonine kinase activity. The record is from RefSeq and is a predicted model, not a curated record. Gene Ontology annotation, cellular component: cyclin-dependent protein kinase holoenzyme complex; nucleus; cytoplasm. Lineage: Eukaryota; Metazoa; Chordata; Lepidosauria; Squamata; Anguidae. Bases 214 to 1125 code for a protein of 303 amino acids. The transcript is spliced from 9 exons.